AUGGCCGAAUCCAGGCCAUCCCCGCUGCCCGCACGCUCCGCGCCCGGCGCACCAUCGAACCGCAAUGUGGGAUCCCUCCUCCAGAAUCGCGGCGGUCAGCGCGGCGGCGCGACGCCCAUCCCGCCCUCCCUCCAGGCAAAGAUGGCCGCGAUGGCGAACCGCGCCCAGCAGCCACCCUCGGCCAACCCCGAUGCGACCGCCGCCGCCCUCGGCCGCAUGCAGCUCGGCGACCGCGGCCCCGCGAGCGCACCGGCCGUGCCCCGGAUGCCGUCCGGUCGACCAGGUAUGGGCGGCCUCAAGCGCAACAAGCCCGGCUUCAAGCUGAGCGACAUCACCGGCGAGGACAACUCCAGCGCCGCCAACGCGGGUCUCGGUGCCGGCGCGCCCAGCCUGAACCGCGAGUGGCAGCCGCGCAAGCCAGUGGUCACCGGCACUCCGUUUGCGAACUUCCGGAAGAUUGUCGAUCCCUCAGGCGCGCUCAACUUCAACGGCAAGGCCGUACUACACGCGUCCGGCGUCGACUUUUCCAAUGGCGCUUCGUUCAGCAUCAACAUGGACCAAUUACAACUCGAGGACGAGCUCGGGAAGGGCGCGUACGGCACCGUUCAGCGCGUCCUGCACAAGCCGACGAAAGUCGCAAUGGCCAUGAAGGAGAUCAGGCUCGAGCUCGAGGAAAGCAAACUAAACGCAAUUCUUAUGGAGCUCGACGUUCUACAUCGAGCCGUGCACCCAUCCAUAGUCGAGUUCUACGGCGCGUUCUUCAUCGAGAGUUGCGUGUACUACUGCAUGGAGUACAUGGACGCCGGGAGCGUGGACAAGCUGUAUGGCGUCGGCGUGCCAGAGGAUGUGCUCGCUAGGAUCGUGGGGAGCAUGGUGCGGGGGUUGAAGUUUCUGAAGGACGAAUUACAGAUCAUCCAUCGAGACAUCAAGCCUACAAAUGUGCUCAUCAACCUGAAGGGCCAGGUCAAGCUCUGCGAUUUCGGCGUCUCCGGUCAGCUUGAAAAGUCUUUGGCAAAGACGAACAUCGGCUGCCAGUCUUACAUGGCCCCCGAACGUAUCAAGGGCGAGUCUCAGAACGCCAUCUCGACAUACACUGUGUCGUCGGACGUCUGGUCCGUCGGACUCGCAACAAUCGAGAUCGCGCUCGGCGCCUACCCAUACCCACCUGAAACCUACAGCAACGUGUUCGCACAAUUACAAGCAAUCGUACAUGGCGACCCGCCGAUAUUACCAGACUCGUACAGCGCAACUGCGCAGGACUGGGUUGCCCGCUGCCUCGUCAAGCAGCCGGAGGGGCGGGCGAGUUACGCUGAGCUGCUGGAACAUCCUUUCCUGGAAGACGAAGUUUCGCGCGACGUUGACAUGGUGGGAUGGACGGGGCGCGCCGUGGCGUGGAAGAUCGAGCAGCGCGAGAAAGACCGCCAAGAAUCGCUCGCGAAAGACGCGCCGCCGGAGUAA
Peniophora sp. CBMAI 1063 is the source of this 1458-nucleotide messenger RNA. Lineage: Eukaryota; Fungi; Basidiomycota; Agaricomycetes; Russulales; Peniophoraceae. The record is from the annotation of a GenBank genome assembly.